AUGGCAGCAGGACCAUAUGGUGGUCAGCAGUACCAGCAGCAGAUGUACGGGAAUCAGCCAGUCGGUGCUCCUAUGUAUCACGACCACGACAAGAAAAAGAAGAAGAAGGAUAAAAAGCAUAAGAAGGAUAAGAAGCAUAAGAGGAGCGGUUAUAGUAGUAGCAGCAGUAGCAGUAGCAGUGACUGA
Molecule: messenger RNA, 186 nt
Organism: Perkinsus marinus ATCC 50983
Lineage: Eukaryota; Perkinsozoa; Perkinsida; Perkinsidae
Exons: 2
Coding region: 1-186 (61 amino acids)
Source: RefSeq, a predicted model, not a curated record